AUGCCAGCACCACUUGCGACAAGGCCUGCAAAGAAGUCGUCCUUCGCGUUUCGUCCUGGGAAGCGGAGCAGAGAGCCUCAGACUUCUCCUUCUACACUGUUCCGGAAAACUACUAGGUACUCAUCUGCCCUGGGGCCAGGAUCUGUGCUGCGGCUCGAGCAGACGACAAACCUGACAAACUACACUGUCCCCGCACCACUGACCAUGUCGCGGAUACUCUAUACCACGGAGGACCUGAAUGGGACUGUCAUCCCAGCAUCAGCUUAUAUCCUAUGGCCGUCAAGCCCUCUCGAAGUGCCCGUGACCAGCUCAUCCUCGAACAGCUCAGAGUGGCCCAUCGUCGCAUGGGCCCAUGGCACCUCGGGAGGUUUAUCUCCCUGCGCGCCGAGCAACUACCGCAAUCUGCAGUACCACUUCCAAGUUCCCUUCACAUUGGCCCUGCAAGGCUACGUGGUCGUGGCUCCAGACUACGCAGGGCUCGGCGUCGGCAGGCUUCCGGACGGGGAGGAGAUAGGGCACCCUUGGGGAGCGUGGCCUGCACAGGCAAACGACCUCGCGAAUGCCGUGUCGGCAGCCCGCAACGCAUUUCCCCAAUAUCUCGACGCCAAUGGUCCCUUCAUCGCCAUGGGCCACUCCCACGGCGCUGCGGCCGUGUGGUCCUUCGCAGAGCGCCAGGUCAGCAAGCCCGUGGCGGGCUACAGAGGCGCAGUAGCCCUUGCUCCGCCGACCGGCGUCAUCGACCACGCCCGGAGAGCCCGUUCCGACCACGCCGAGAACAAGACCCAGCUCUGGACGAAUUCAUUCCUCAGUUUCCAGACACCGCUCAUCAAGGGCGUCACCGCCGCGUACCCGUGCCUCAACCUGUCGGGCAUGACCGAGCUCGGCCGGGACAGGUGGGUCAACGUCCAGGAGGCUGUGCAGGGCUGCCUGCCCACCAAGCAGGUAGCGAGCACCGGCGCGCCCUUGGCGGAGCUGGCGCAUCGCAACUGGACGGAGCACCCCGCGGUCCUCGAGUUCGAGAGGAGGACUGCGUUUGGGCGGAGGCCGUUCAGAGGGCCCUUGCUGGUCAUGUCCGGCGACUUGGACGCGAUCACUGAUAUUGACGGCUUGAAAGAGACAGUCACGGAUACUUGUGAGGCUCUAGGCACCGGAAAAUCCCAGGAGAGUUUGCAUUUCGUCGAGUAUAUCGGACUGAAUCACUUCCCCGUGAUCCAGGCCAGCCAGGGUAAGUGGCUUGGUUGGGCAAGGGAGCGAUUCUUCUCGUCUGGAGAUGCGAAGGUGGGAUGCAGGGCGGAGGUUGUCAAAGGCUUCAGGGCCGAGGUUUCCAUCAAUACGUUAUUUCCGAACUUCUUACUGGAGACCACGGGCGAUGGGAAUAAUUGGAAGUACUCCCUUUGA
Diaporthe citri is the source of this 1398-nucleotide messenger RNA. RefSeq lists its product as uncharacterized. The record is from RefSeq and is a predicted model, not a curated record. The transcript has a single exon. NCBI's taxonomy places the organism in Eukaryota, Fungi, Ascomycota, Sordariomycetes, Diaporthales, Diaporthaceae. Gene Ontology annotation, biological process: lipid catabolic process. Gene Ontology annotation, molecular function: triacylglycerol lipase activity. The coding region runs from base 1 to 1398 and encodes 465 amino acids.